UAGGGAGGGCCUCAACCGGGACCUUGAGUUCAUGUCACAUUACAGGUAGAGCAGACAAUGGAAGGAUUACUUCACUACAUCAAUCCAGCACAUGCCAUCUCGCUCCUGAGUGCACUUAACGAGGAUCGCCUAAAAGGCCAACUUUGUGACGUUGUCCUAAUUGUUGGUGAUCAUAAAUUCCGGGCUCAUAAGAAUGUUUUGGCUGCUAGCAGUGACUAUUUCCGUUCUUUGUUUACCAAGAAAGAGAAUGAAAGCCAGUCGGUCUUCCAGUUGGAUCUCUGUGAAGCAGCUAUCUUUGAGAAUAUUCUAAAUUACAUCUAUUCCUCAUCCCUCUUCAUAGAGAAGAAAAGCCUUUCAGCUGUCCAUGCUCUUGGUGACAACCUUGGUAUCUCUUUUCUGACCAGCAUUCCAUCACAGACACCUCAGAUUUCUUGUGCUCCAAAUCCUGUCAAGAAGCAUGGCAAAGUUGGUGAAGAUGGAAGUAGUGCCCAGCCACGGAGUGUGAUUGUGUGUCAGAGUCGCAGUGACCUUGAUAAAAGUAAUGCUGAAUCUGAAGCAAAGGGAGGGGAUUCAAGUCAAAAAAAGGGACCAUCUGAGGACGAUCCAAGUCACAGUUUUAAGUCUUCAUCUUUAAUGAAUGCUUUAAGAGCAAAUUCUAAUCCUCUGUCCAGGGAUGCUGAUACAACUCAUCUUUUGGAUGAUAAAGGACAAUCUUUGUUAAAAGAUAUUCAUGGAAAUUUAGGUAACACUAAAUUCUAUGCAACUUUCAAAUCUCUGGAUGAUCAAAAUAGAAUGAGGUUUUGGCCCGAUAGGAGAAAUUCCAUGAGUGUAGAUGGCACUUCAAGUUUUACUGGCAAUAUUUCUGAGGCGAGGCAAAGUCUGACUGAUCUCUUGGUAAACGGAAAGCCUUUACCCAAGCCACAACUUUCACCCGCAUUUUCAUUUCAUGGAACUACAGGACAUCCAUAUUCCCAACAAAAAGCUGGGAACACGGUAAAUGCUGGCAAAACUGAAGAGAGUAAUUUGCUAUAUUACACCAAAGUAGGGCCUACCGUUCAACCUGGAAGAUUGCCACCUAGCAGCCGAAGUGUUGUUAGCAGUGGCCCAUUGGUGAAGAGUCUCCUACGCAGGUCAUUGUCUAUGGAUAGCCAAGUCCCUUCCUACUCUUCGUCUCUUGAUCUGAAAAUGACCUAUGGAUCACAGAUCUGUAAACGGGAACCACUGGAGUUGACUUGUGAUGCAUCAUCCCAGAAGCCAUCGAUUACAGACUCCAUUAAACAGCAGCUUCUAAAGGAAAAGCCAAAGGUUGAUCAGUCUUGUCGACCAAGACAACUUAAUGUAUCUCAGGCUGCUGAAACUGAUGCUGUCUCUCUGCCAUCAGCUCUUAAAAUAAAAACCGAGCCCUGUAGCCCUGCGUCAGAUACUUCUGAUAUAAUUACGGUUACAGUAGGAGAAACUUCACCGUCUACCAGUAAGGACUUUGCUGUGAAAAAUGUGGAGAGGAACAGAAGAGUAUCAAUGCUUCCGGUGAAGAGGAGGUUCUUGGCUGAAAAUGCAAAACUUUAUGAAAAAUCAGAAACUUUGCAGCAUUCUCCCAACAUAGCACAGAGCUUUGAGGAAAGUUCAAGCCCGACAGCAGAUGAUACUAAUCUUGAUCUGUCAAAGACUGAUGAGAACAAAGAUGAAUAUUCAGAGUCUGAAUCAGCAAUAACUGGCAAACAGUUCAAGUGCAUGACCUGCUUCAAGAUAUUCCGGUCCACAGCAGGUCUUUUCCGGCAUGUCGAUAUGUAUCAUAACCCAGAUAAGCCAUAUGUAUGUGAUAUUUGUCACAAGAGAUUUCUUACCAAUUUCAAAGUUUGGACACAUUGCCAAACCCAACAUGGAGUAGUUAUCAACCCAUCAGCAGCUACCAGCUCCAGUCUAGUUCCAGAAGAAAAAUUUCAAAAGAAACUGAAUGAUAUGAUGCGUGAAAGAGAGAUCAAGAAGGCUUUAUUUCACAAGUUGCGGCGUCGGCAAAUAUCAUCUCAUAGUUACUCAGGGCUGCGGUCAGAACAAGGAUUCAAGAAAAAUUUGAAAUCUGCAACUAAAGGAGUAUACAUUUGUACUACAUGUGGAAAGUUGUUUCGUUUUCUGUCACGUUACAGGCAACACAUGAAGACCCACCCAGGUGAGAAGCCCUUUGUUUGCAAACUCUAUAACAGGGCUUUCAAAACAAAAGAACAAGUUGUUACUGAAAACGUAAGUGAAGAUAAUAUUGAGCAUCAGUGUGAGCAUUGUAAUACCAAAAUGUCGUCAUUGGCAGAAAAGACAAAGCAUGAGAGAAUCUGUAGGAAUGUGACUGUGUGCUGCUACUGCAGCCUUAGGUUCUGCUCUAGAGAACUGAAACAGGAGCAUGAAAAUCAGUGCGAGUAUAAGAAGUUAACCUGUCUAGAAUGUAAACGUACAUUUAAAUCAUCUUUCAGCAUAUGGCGUCAUCAGAUUGAAGUUCACAAUGAAAACACAAUGGCCCCAGUGGAAAAAUCCAAUUUGGAUCCAAUAUGUCAUAAUGGUGUCUUGCCUAAAGAAGUUCAAACUGAAGCAGGAGAGGAUGCUAUUGUCAGUCCAAGUACAUCAAAAGAAUAUGAUGCCUGCAGUGACUCUUCAGAGCCAAUGUAUGUUGACUCUGAAGAUUCUUCUUGCUUUCCUGAAGAUUUGAGUAUUUCUAAUCGGAGAAAUACAAGCAGUAACAAUAACCAUCUACCUGAUGUAGUUUCCACAAAUCCCAUUCAUCUGGAAGAUGUAACAUCAGAACCCAACAGUUCUAGUGGGGAACCAGAGGACCUGACAUGCAAAGGAGAGCGUGGUCUUUGGCCAUGUGAAAAAUGUGGCAAGAUCUUCACGAUACACAAGCAACUGGAGCGUCAUCAGGAAUUGUUGUGCGCUGUUAAGCCAUUUAUUUGCCACGUUUGCCAUAAAGCGUUCCGUACCAACUUCCGUCUCUGGAGCCACUUUCAGUCCCAUAUUUCUCAGUCAGCAGACCACCUUGAAUUUUCUAAACCUGUGAGGAGCCCUACGUCUUGUCCACCACCUCCCCCUCCACCACCACCACCACCACCACCACUCCCUGUACCACCCCAGGAGCAGUCUCCUGAACCUGAACCACCCUUAAAUAAUUCAGACAAGACGGGUAGCCCACAGGCAGCAGAUACACUUUUUACCCAUGCCCCUCCUCUUGCAGCAGCUACCUUCGAAAGGCCAUUCAUGUGCAAAUUUUGCCGUAGGACUUUCAAAACUGCUUUCAGUCUGUGGAGCCACGAACAGACACACAACUGAAAUUAAGAUUCAAGUCUCGGAUUUAUGUGGAAUUCCACUAGAUUAAUCUCUAAAGAUAACUUGGAAGCAAGUGUGCCAUGGGCGUGGACUGAAUGAAUAUAUGACAAUAUAAUGCACAAUUUCAUUCUCUGGAAGUUUAGGAAAAUUGGUUUGGAUAAGAAAGGUGAAAGGUAAAAUAUGAAAUUGGUAUUACUGAUGGAACAAAGUAAAAACCUAGAUUUGUUUUUUCAAAAAUCACCACACUUGUUACUUGGGUGCUACAUUGAAGCAUAUUUUUUUAUAUGAUGGAAAUUUGCCAGUGUUACACAAUCAUUGCUUUAAAUGGGACUGGCCUAAUAUCAUUGAACCAAAACAAGCAUUGAAAUGGAUUCUUUAUGAUGUGUUUUUAAUAUUCAGUAAUAUAUGAGGCUUCAGUAAUAUCAUAAAGGCAAUUGAACCACAUUCACCGGUUCAACCAUUUUGAUUGACUGGGUUCAGUGGAAAUGAAGAAUGACCAUUUUAAUCAGUUUUUUUUCCAGCACAGGGAUGAUGCUGAAUGUGGUUUCUACACUAGUUAAGGCCCAAGGUAUAUCCUGUAGCUCAAGGAUCAGUCAGCAUGGGCUUACAAGUAAUUGGCUCAUGGAAUUAUUGGGGUUUUCUGCAAAUAAUAGGCCUCAGGCAACCAGCAGAUUGGAGACAAAGCUGGAGUUUGAAUGUCAGUCACACCUCCCUAUUUAGCAGCAUGGAUGGGAGUCUACUGUAAGCAGAGGUGUCUUAAUCAAUAUGACUUCAAAAGAUUAUUUUCAGGUCUAGAGGUUAUUCUCUUUCAUGCUUUGAUGCCUGUUCUCAUAGUCAUCUUGUGAUUUUUAUAUAGCAUCUAUUAAGGAACAGAACUGUUACUGUAGGAAUAUAGUGUCCCAUUAUAGUGUUGGAUGCACAGUGAUAUUCUAGAAACCCUGAACUGUGACCACACCAAAGGUAGAGAACAAAUGAGAGUUCUGAACGAUGUGAACUAAAACUAAGGAGAAAAGGAAGAAAAUGCUAUCUCUGAGAAUGAAAUUAGUUCGCUUCCAGCACUGAGCUAUAUCAAAAGAUGGUGACAUUAGUUAUACUAGAGAACAGAAGAACAGGUGUAAUACAGCACAACCACUCUUGCAUCUUAAGUCACCCUUCAUAUGAUGAGUAAUUUUGAACUGUCUCCACUUUGGACUUGCUUAACAAGUAUGGAUAAUUUAAAAACAAAAUUACAGUAAAUUGAAAAUGAGUGAAAGACUGAUUUGUUAGUAGUGACAGCAAUUGACAUCAGGGAAGAUGUAUCUUUCAGAAUCAUGAGCCAAACAUAAUGUUGAGGCCGAUUUGUAGUAAAUAAGUAUUUUGUAUAAUAAAUUAAUGUAAUGGUGAAAGGUAGUGACCCAUCAAAUGGAGCAUUACACUAAGUGUUUCCAUAGAAUAUACUCAGGAAAGGGUAGAGUUCAAAGCAGGAGGGUGGACGACUUAGUGGCCUUUCUAUUUAUGCCAGGUUCUAAGAAUUAAGAUUUCCUUAGAAUCUGCCAUUGGCAAAAUUUGUCAUCGCAACACCCUCCACACCAGCUCUAAAUUAUGCUUCAUGUAAUUAAAUUGUUUGUUUAUCAUGGAAUUAAUACAAAUACAUCUGGUUAGCAUGUGUUUGGCAUUCAAGUAUGGACUUUGACAGUAUUCUGCUAAAGAGAUGAGACUGUAUCAACAUUAAACUAUUAUUUCCAAAUUGUAGCUUCGGAGUACACCUUGCUUUCUCCCCCCCCCCCCCCCCCCCCAUCUGCCCCCCAUUAUGAUUGACAUAAAUGCUUUGGUAUGAGCCUUUCUCACAUUUUCAAAUUGAAGAAAAUAAAACUUUCAGCAACACUGACAGGUCUAUUAUAAAUUAUCAUCAUAAGUACCAGUUUAUUGUUCUAUUUAAUCGUAAUAUUGCAAGAGAGGCUCAUGUAGUUCUGUUUGUUCAGUUUGUUGUAACUAAACAUUUCCUUUAUAAUUUAUCAUUAUUGUAAAAGGCAACAGAGUUUGCAGCACUCAAGUUCAUCAACUUUAUUUAAAUUCUGAAAUUUAAGAAUUCUGCGCAGUACUGUGAACUGCAAAUUGAUCACAGCCAAACGAUCUUAAAAAUUCUAUUUCCAUUUGGACUUGUCGUUUACUGCAGUAAAGUUUGUGUGAAGUUUUAAUGGAGGACCCUCUGUUAUGCUUUUUUUAUUUUAACUUAAACAUUAUUGUCCUGUACUGAAAUUCUAUAAUGUUAAGAGUCUGUAGCUACAAAUUGGGUAAGAUUUAAUGUAACCCAUUAUAAUGAGAAACAUGUAGGCUGGGCUCAUUUAGUUGUUUGAGAGUCUUUGCGUCAGUCUCUCUGUGGCAGCCAAACCUCCCCAAAGGGCACAAGGGACUAGAAAAAGAUUCCCAGUAACACAUGAUAUAAACUCAAUUGAUUAAUGAUCCACUUGUCACCCAUUAUCCCUGAUCCCAUUGAAGCUUUAUUGUAACUUGGGGAAGGGUCUCCUGAGGGUGAACGGAAUUGGUGGUGGGGUUAUCCCCAACCAAGGAACCUGGCAUUGACUAGGGUGAUGGUGGCUAAAAAUCACGCUCUUGCUCUUGCCUCCAACUGCCUGUCCCUCACAAGACCCCAGUCUGGAUCCACUCGUUUUUUUGGCCUGUGGCACCAUGAUGAUCUUAAGCCUCUAGAUGUAGUCGUGCCAACUGCCAACAGUGUCCCUGCAGUACAUUCUGGUUACCAAUUUUGAGGUGGAAUUUCAACUAUUGGGUAUCUCAAAGUGCAGAAGAUCUGAGAGCAUUAAGGACACUUGGUUCCAUCAGGCCUCAUUAUCAGAGAACCAAUUCUAUGAGUGAGACCCCCAUUCAGCUGACAAUAUCCCAUCCAUUGAGUUUUUUUUUUUCAUUUUUAACGAUUCUUUUCAUAACUGAUGCUAGACACAAAUCUAUAAAGUACUUUUUUCGUAAGAUUCAGCUGAAGAAAAUAUGUGCCAGUCUGCUAACUGAAGCUAAGAUUGACUAUGAUCCUUGAACUAACUGUGGGCAACAAGACUAAUGAUUAACCGGUGUGUUAUGUGUUUGCAAACCUUCAGCACUAGCUUCACUUUACUAUUGGUUAAUUUUUCACCACUUUACGACUGAACUUGAUUACAGGAAAAAUAAAGUAUCGGUACUCUUAACAGUAAGGAUGGCAUAUAUUUAAAUGUAAACACCAUUUCAGCUCUUGCUACCAAAGAGUUAGUCACAUUAAUUGAACAAUGUAAUAUUUGCUUUUAGAGCAGCAAAGAUUCACAGCAGCACAGAAGUUCCAUCUUGGCAAGUUGCAGAUAAUCCCCUUUAAUCAUUUAUUUGUGCAGAAGAGGGGAAGAAAAUAGGAUUAUCUUGAUGUAAUUUGCAGAAAGACGUGUUUAAUGUAAGCGCUACAUCUGAGAUUGAUCACUAUGUUGUGGUGUCAAUGAUGGUUUCAUUUGCACUUUUUAAAUUACUAACAUUGCCAAAUUUUGACAGUAGAAUCCAAGUCUAUUUCUGUUUCAUUUUUAUAUAUUAAAUUUAAGGCUGUUGUUACUUCUGCUUUCAAUCUUUUUAUUUGUACAGAUAAAAUCAAUGAAUCAUAUGAACUUCUGAAGCAGGUUAGAUUACUACAGAGUUUUAGAGAAAACACACAUGGUUGAAAAUGGACACACAAGAUUAUGAAAUUGAGCAGCAGUUUGCUGAACCUACGAUCAGUCUUUUCUUUUAAACGCUGAUUGUACUGAUCAAUUUCAUGAUUGUCUAUUUAUAUUUUUUAAAGUUCAGCCUUUGUGUUUCUUUUCAUUUUCAACAUUUCUCUUCAAGUGAACUUCUCCCUCUGAGUGAUUUCUGCCCAAAAUGUUAAUCUCUCAGAUAUUAACUUGUCUGCUACUUAUUUUCCAUAUUUAUUCAUUUUAAAUCUCUAUAUUUUCACCAGGUAGUUUUGAAGCUUCUAAUGAAUAAUGUAUAGUAGAUUGUAGUUAAUGACAGGUGUCCUUGUUUUAUGGGAUACACUUUCUUUCAUUACAGUACUAUUGGGGAAGUCUACUGUAAUCUUUGACCUUUUUAAAAUAAUUAACAUUUUUCUACUCCAGUUUUAGAUGAUCAGCAAGGCACAUUCAAAUAUCAUAGUGUUGUUCCGAGUCUUAUGAAGAUUUGAUGCUAGCGUAUGCUGAGUCAGCUGAUCUUACAUAAGACAGUAGUAAAAGGUGCUACAAUUUGUCACAACAUCCCUGUUUUGCUGCUGUAUAUCACUAUUCAGUAACUUUUAGAUGAAACUUGCACUUUCCUUGCCAUCACUUGAGAGUAACGUUGGGUUUGCCUGUGAUUUUCCCUUCUCUCUCCUCACUAUUCCUACCGCAUGUCAUCCCCAUUUCAUGCAUAAAGAUUGACAACUUGGCUGUCUUCAAGACAGGAUGAAGAUUUGAAAGAGGAUUUCUUUUUAUAUGUAAAAUGCCAUCCCUUAUCCAUUCAAACAAAUCCUCUUUCAUUAUGCAGCUUUUAGCAUGUAUUUAAUCAGCAACCCAAAUUUAAAAUUUUCUUUUUAUUAUUUGAUUUGUACACGUGAACUCAUUUUUUUAAAGAAAUGCCCACUCAGUUUGUUCAUCCUGUUAUAAAAUCAUCUUUCGAUCUGGUAAAGGAAUCAAAAGGAGUUCCUUAUAUGGUUUUCUGUGCAGUGAAAAGAUUAGUUCAUGUGCUUUUAUGCACCAUGCCAUGAUUAAACUCUGGAAGCUUGACUUUACCAUUUGUUUUUGAUUGCCUGAAGAUCUCAUAGCAAGUGCUCUUCAUCAGUAUUACUCCUGCAUGCACCUAUUCUCAGAAAAGCAGAAUUUAUACCAAUUACUCAAUAAGUACACAGUCUUCAAAUUUGUACAUUCCUGAAAGCUUGGCAUAACCUGGUGAUUCAGAAUUCCUCAACCCCAACCUAAAUUAUAGUGAAAUUUUACUAUUCAGUUCAGCUGACAGUGGUUGUGAAUAAAUUUCUAGGAUUCCAGGAUAUAUUUUGUUUUUCAAGUUAAUCCAAUCUUUAAAAUUGGCUGAUAAUUUCCUUUCUUAAUCAGCUAAUGUGAAAAGACUUGUGGUAAAGAGUUAAUUCUUUCCCUGCAAUAUUUUUGAUGUUCAAGCAAGAGAAAAGAUUAGGAUUCGCGACAGUUCAAACUCUAAUUGACAAAAACAAUUCUCAUCACUAGUAUAACAUUUUAUAUUGACAUGGAUCCAUCUUUGUUUUUUAUUUGUUGCAUAAGUUUUACAAGUAAUUAUUGUUCCCAGUAAAAUGCUUCUUAUCCUUUUAGUUUCUGUCAAACAGUGGGGGAUGAAUUAUAUUAAGAUUUAAUUGCACUUAUUGUUGAGAUUAUUCAUCUCAGAAAUAUUUGUCUUGUGGUCUAUCAGAAACGAUUAAUUAUGCUAGUGGCAGACAUUUUCUACUAGCCUAUCUUUUGAUUUUGAUUUAUGCUGGAGUAUCCAAGUUUAGUAACUUUAUAAAUUCUUUAUGUAGCUCAGUUUAACAUUACAUCAAGUCACAUCAAUCCCUAAUUGAUUUCUUUAUGUGCAUCUUGAUUAAUGAACUUAUUGCAAUAGCCAAUUUAUAGCAUGCAUUGAAACAAGAAAAAAGUCUAUCAAUGAAACACAAUUGAAUGUGCAUGUAAUCAACUUCAUUUAUUUUAGGAUGUAUCCAUUUAGGUUAGAUGGCAAUCAUAAUGCUGCCUAAUACUUUUUCAUUUGAUUUGAAUGGUAAUCAAAUUUGAACUUGACCUUUAUAAUAUUGACAGUCAUGGUUCUGCUUGUGCCUCAGCUUUAAAUGCACCAUAUGAAGGUCAAGAAAUUUCUAAAUCAGAUUUUUUUUUUCUACGCAAGAGAAUAGGUUGAAGUAUUUUGAUGAUUCUGAAUGUUUCCAAGUUAAGACAAAAGUCUGGAAUUGCUCCUACUUCCAGUUACUCUGCAGUGAUCAGUAACAGAAAAUCUUCAGUAUAGGUGAUGAAUGACUGACUGACUGGUUUUCUCCAGCAGUGAAAAACUUGCUGACUGCAUGUUCAUGAAAAGGAUUGUCACUUUUUUUGAAGCUACUGAAGAAUUUGUAUUGUGUUUCAGUCAGACUUAGUGAUUGCUUUCAGGGAGAAAAAGUGUGCUUUGGGGAGAGAGGAGGAAAGAAAUCCAAACAAUUUGUUAUACAAAUUCUCAGAGUCAGUACAGCAGCCUUCUGUGUUGGUGUCUUAGACCCGAUAAUCCGUAGUUUUCCAUUUAUCAUCAAAGAAAUCAUUAGUCUUAAGCAGCAAUUGACAGUGCAAAUAGAAUGUAAAGCUACAUAUUGGUGGAAAUAAGUCAAAUAAUAUAGUUAUCAAACUAUAUAGAGUUGUAGUCAGGCCACAACUGGAAUAUUGCUCAGAGUUCUAGUUAUCAAGAGGAGGUAGAGACAUUCAGUACGAAGACAACAUGGAGAAGAGCUGUAAGUCUGUUACCUAGUGACAGUGAGAAGAAUGAUUACACCCGAAAUGUUCACUUCUCCACCUCCUGAUGCUCCCUAGCGUGUAGUGUUCUUCCAGCCUCCUGCUUGUCUUCCUAGUGACAGAGUCCAAGUUAUGAGGGAAGACUUGGAGCUGAAAGACAGGACGUUUGGGCCGACAAGGAAGCUAUAGAAUCUUAUGAAGGCAUGCAGGGUUGUUAACAGUUCAUUGAAAGUAGACCUGGGUCGAGGAGAGUAGGUGGGCUAUUGAAAUUAUUGAAUUUAACUUUAGGACUGUUAGCAAAUUCUUUUUCAUGACAAACACUGACCAAUGUGGACAAUGGACUUCCAAAUAGUGUAAUGUCAGCAAAAUCCUGUAAUUAUUAUAAGAAUGCAAUUGGAUUCUACAGUGGAGAGUGUCAGGAUUGCUGGACUGUUGAAUUAAGUUUCACCAAAUAGAUUACCUCAUCUGUUUUAACCUUGUCAUGGAGAAAUAACUGAAAAUACUUGAUAGGUUUGAUGUUAUUUGUUGUAAACAUCUAUAUCAGGAGCUUGUCAUUUUUCAAUAAUUGAAGCAUGGCAAAAGAAAUGAGAAGGAAAAGGUACAUAAUAGAAUUUAGAAUUAUUUGCAAAGAAAGUUUCAAGGUAUGUAAUGAAGAUAAUAUGAAAGUGCUGGGUGAUGUAGUCUGCUAAUAAGAUUUCCAUACAAGAUAAACUAAGAGAGUAAUGUUUUGUGUAUGCAGGUCAUUAAUGUAACAGCUCACAGGUUAGUUGUUUUAAUUGGGUAUCUUUGAGAAUCCACAGGAUAAUUGGUAUCAAACAUUUAUGUUGUUCCAUUAAGCAUUGCAUUUCUGAGAUAUAUUUGUCAUUGCAGGUUUGUUGUGCUUCUCUGUUAUUUUUAGGAGCACUUGAUGUUCACACUUUAUAUUUGAGAAAUGAAAUGUACUUUUCUUUCAAUAUUUUCUUCUGUAAUCUUGAUACCAAGGAAAUUAUGAAUGAAAAUUCACCAAGUAGCCUUCUUGCCACACAAAUAGCAGGUAAUGAUCAUCUCCUUUUUGGAGAUGAUCUAACCAUCGCCCCUUGACAUUCAAUAGCAUUACAUCACUGAACCCGCAGUAUCAACCUCCUAGGAGUUUCCAUUGACAGAAAACUGAACUGAACUUUCCAUAUAAAUACAAUGGCUAUAACAGCAAGAAUCCUAUAGCCAGUAACACACUUCCUGACUCCCCAUAUCCUGUUCACCAUCUACCAAGCACAAGUUAGGAAUCUAAUUGAAUACUCUCCAUCUGCCUGGAUUGGUACAUCUUAUAGCAAGAAUCUUGAUGCCAUCUAGGACCAAGCAGCCCACAAACAUCAACUUGGUCUGCCCCCAAUGCUCAGUAGCGGCAAUGUGGACCAUCUGCAGGAUGCAGAGCAGAAAUUCAACAACGUUUCUUAGAUUGCACCUUCCAAACCCACAAUCGGUAUAGAAGGACAAGGGCAGCAGACUGCCCUCCGAGCCAUUUACCAUCCUGAUUUGGAAGUACGAUUUCACCAUAUUUCCUUACAGCAACACUGCAUUGUCAGUUUGGAAUGUUUGUGCUGAAUUUGGUUUAGGACAUGAACCUACAACCUACUGGGUGCUGAUCUCUUUCAAGUAUGCAAAAUUGCUUCUUUUGUUUUUGUUGAUAUGUCUUAAGGACUCAGAAGUGGAUAGAGUGAUGCUUGGGUAAAGUUUGUGUUGUAAUGUAUUUGGCUAGAAAAGGCUGGAAAGCAAAUAAGACAACAAAACGUUUAAACCUGUUGGAUGAAUGAUGCACAUUUCUUUUUUUUUACAAUGUUGAACUAUUUAAAUUUCAUCCAUUGAUUUGUAUAAUUCUAGUUGAGAUUUUUUUAUUACAAAUCAAAUUGCAGUUUUAAUUUGAUCUUCUAUGUUACAGGAUUUUUUUAUUUAUCUGAAUUGUUUGCAGUUAAAUAGCUAUAUUUAUGGCUACUCGUGCUUUUAACAAUGUAUUAGGAUGAGUUUUCUUAAAAUCAUUUCAGACCAUAGAUUGUACUACAUAGCCAUUGGAAAAUCUAUUGGUGGAACUAACCUUUUUUACUUCUGUAUUGAAUUGUACAAUAAUGUACUGUGUGUGAAAGUUCCUGUGCAUAUUGUCGUAUUGACACAGUCUUUAUCUUGUAUCUUCUGAAUAUGUGAAUCUGUUUUCAAGGCUGACUUAUUUUUAUUAAGCUAAGUGCCCAUAAACACUACAUUGGCCUGAUCUCUUUAGAUUUGUUGCACAACACUUUCAUUUGUGGUGUUGUCACCUGAAACAUUUUAAACACUUUUGUGUCAUAGACUCCACCUUUUCCAUAAGUGCCACCUAUCAGCCUGAUUCAGUCAAUGCAAGCCGUUGAAAGCUACUUUUAUUGUGUUGGUGAAGAGGUUUGAGAAAAGAGGUUAAAAUUAAGUGGUUCCCUGAAUUACAUUCUUGUUUUACCUUUGCGAUUUGGAUUGCACACUAGAUGAAAUGAUUCUUCCUCUUGUCUGCACUGCCAGACAGAUACAUAGUUGAACAUUUAUUUGGGCAGCACAGUUGAUGCAGAACUCAGUAGAAAGUGGCCAAUAACUUUGCACUAAAAUUUGAUAUUCUUAGGUCAUCGAGUUGGCUCGUAUGUGAAAAUAUCACACUAUGCUGUUUGGUGUUGGGUUAGCAGGUAUUGUGAGACAGAUGGAUGGUUCUAUACUCUGCAUCCAAACUGUGCUGGAACUGAGCAUGGAGUUCUUGUUGCUGAAACCAAUUGUGAAAUAACAACAUUUUUUACCAUUUAGCAGUCUUGAUAUCACUUUCAAAAACUCAAAGUAAAACUUAACAGGUGAAUGGGUUUGAAUGAAUUACUUAAACUUUAUUCACUGCAUAUACUGUAAAGGGGUGGAUGGGUCUUGUGGUGCACUGGUACCAACCCUACCUUCUGGGCAGAUAGUUCAAGUUUCACUUGCCCUGGAAGUGUCAUAACAUAUGAAAACUGAUUAAAAAUAAUCUGCACCAAAAAUAAAAGGUGGAUGACCGUUGUAUCUAAGUGCCUGCAGAUAGAUUUCACAAUUGAAGGGUAUACAGGUGUAAUGUAAUGCUCUUUGCAAAAAAUGAAUGAAUGUAUUGCAGUUUUUGUACUCAGUUAAAUACAUCCCUGUCUGAAAAAAAAAGUAUUGCUUGGCUAUGCAAUAACGAGGAAAUAAAUUGUUAUUGAUUUUGGGACAUGGGAUAGUAAUAUAGUUCUAAGAGAUGUUAUUUUUUUUCUGAGAAGUUAGGAUAUAAUCAGGAUUAAUUAUUGUGACUUUAUUUCCUUCGGAUUUUACUUUCCUGUCCAUGAAUUUGCAAUUGAUUUUUUUUUUAAAAAAAGUUAACUUUUUGUGUUGUUAAAUAAUCAUGGUUUUCAAGUUUUCUUUCACCCUGCUGGGAAAGGGGGAAAUCUAUUCUCGUCGAAACGAUUUUCAUUGGAAUUGGACUGUGAUGAAAGAUUCUGUGUUUCCUCAUGCACUUCACUGCUUAUAAUCAUACUCCACUGCACUCCAUUUCAACAACUUUCCAGUACACUCUUCUGACUAGAUGGAUGUGUGGACUGAGAUGAUCUGGACCAGUUUUUUUUUUUUAAAUUCAUGUUCCUUGCCAUUGCUGCUCAAAAUUGUCGAGAAAGGAGGCUGCCUGUCAGUUCCCACCCCUAGACAGUCCAGGUUUCUGAGUUAGCCAGAAUUUUCUCAUCCAAUUUAAACUGGACACUUUGUCUAAAAUAAUUAUUUUCCAACAUAGUACAAUGCUUUUUGCUUUUGUUGUUACAAUGAUUGCAUAUUUUUAGGAGCUGAGAAAAUCCCUGAAUUUGAGGAUUGAUCAUGUCCCUGCUUCUAUUUACAUUUCAUUUGUUUCUUGCGCAUUAAUGCACACCCACUCUAUGUUGAACUCUCUGCAACUGUAAUGCAACACUUGCCAAUAUAAAGUUUGAAAUUUCCUCUGAGAUACAAAAAUGAACAAACCCAGCAAAAUUUGUUUCUCGGGCUUGGAAUUUGGCAUUUUCUCUUGGCAAAUCUCUUGUGCAGUAGAGAUUUCAAGUAUUUACCCAGAUCAAAAAUAAUAACUAUACCAAUGUUGCCUCAUUUUAAUUCCUAGGGAACUUCGCUGUUAGAAGGAUAGGCAGCAAGUACAGUUGAAUUAUUAAUUACUACUUGGAACAAGCCAAAACCUGGCUUUCGGCUAUAUAUGAAAGCUUAAGAUGGGCAAGUUGGGACAGGUUUCUGCAACUGUAUACAAAGGAAGGUUCAGGAAAAGAGAAAGCAGUACUUAUUAUCCACAUUUUGCUUUGCAUUAUUGAAGCACCAGACCUGGAGAAUGAACUGUUUCAAAGCUUGUGCCAGUGCCACUCUGAAAGCACAUGCAUGACAAUGUGCAAGAGUGUAUGUAGUAGGCCAUCUUAGCUUGUUUUUUUUCUCUACACUGAGAAGUGUAUCUGCAGUCUCACUUUAGUGUGGCACCUGCCUUCCACUAUAGAGACAUCACAGAAUUGGCAUUUGCUUCCUCCUUCCUGCCCUCUUGCUUUGGGUGAAGACGUGGGACAUUAAUUCUCCAUUUGUCUUCCCAGUGAGGAAUUGGCAUAUUGAGGUGGAGAAUGACAUAUGUUGAAGUUGCUCAAACUAGAGUUUGUCUGAUUCUUCCCCUGCUUAAAGCACCUUGGGUUAUUUUAAUCUAUUAAAGGUACUUUGUUAAUUCCAUUUGCUGACGAAUUUCACUUUUUUUUUUCAAAAAUCCAAUGAAACGAAGUGAUUUACAAUUUCAGCAUAUACUUCAUUCACUUGGGGGGCAAAAUGCUAUUUAAUUCUAGCCAACCGUUUUCUUUUUCCGUGUGAACACUAAACAUUUUAAGACAAGACUAUCGAGUUUUGCAUAGACGUAGAUUUUGCAUUGCAGAAGGGGGUUUCCCAACAAUACUUUUGAUGCAUGAUUCCUCAUCAGACUACAUUCAUAACACUCAGUGAUUAUUGUUUGAAAUUUGAAAAAUAUACUUGUGUACUAUACUUUGCAAAAUGUGCAAAAAUGCUACUGCAGCCUGGAGGAGAUCAUUAAGUUAGGAGUGAUUAUGAGAGCAUGGAAUUUGUUUCAGACAUAUGAGGUAACUUGCUGUUUGUCUUUUAACUAAGGCAGACCAUAAAUCUUCUGAGUUAUUUUUAUUGAUGAACAUGAACUGCAAAAGUUGAACAUUUGAUAUUUAAAAAGGAGUAAUUGUGGUAAAGUAGAGCUGGUCAGACCUCAUCUGACAGAAGUAUAAACUUGCGUUUUAGGGGACCGUCAUUAGAUCUAACCUUCCAUCUGCCUUUUGACUUUCAUUCUUACCUGCUGUGUAAUUCCAAAACUUCUGAUUUCCUUGAGUUAUUUCAUUGUACAUUUAAAAAAAAAAAUAUCUGCAAGUUUGAUGUAAAUAUAUAUGGGAGGGGGUGAAGAUGGGCAUUGUGCAACAUGGUCACUGACUCAGUUGAAGAUUGUUUUGGAUGUUCCAUUUGCCAUCAGAUGGCUGUUGCUCUGUAUUUGCUGUUAUUUUGUAUAUGAAGAAACUGAGAUAACACUGCAGGCCCAGUGAAUGACAGCAUCAAAACAAUUGAUAUUGACUCAGAAUAGAGAGCAGCGAUUUUCAAAGUUAGAGCCUUGUUCAGGUUUCUUGAGGUCCAUACCAGCUAGUUCCACAAGUCUUUGAUUUUCUUUUUAAAAAUGCAUCUUCCCAGAAUUAAGGGUUUUCAAAUAAGCCCAAUUUCAUUCUGCAUUUAGUUUUCUGUGCAAAAUGUUAGUUGUGGGGUCAGCAAUUGGAAACUUUAACUGACCAUAGAGCAGUUGAAUUGGUUGAGGAAAAUUAACCUGCUUUCCUGCUCAUUAUCACUUGUCGACCUUGGGUGAGGAUAGGGACUUAUCAAACUUGAAUAGCUUACUGUUGAAGCCAAACACAAAGUUGCUGGUGUCUGUGAAACUAUUGCCUGGCAACUGUAUGAAAACAUGAGGAGGAAGGUGGGUAAUGAGAAUUAUUAAUAAAAAGCUCUCAAAUGUCUUGGGUUGACAGUACUGAAAAUGGCAAUCCCUAACUGCAGAAAUGCAAUUGUUAAUCCUUUUACAAUCUUUAAUUGUUUGCCCAUUUCACUUUUUUAAAACAAAAUAGAAAUCAUAACUAUACCUUUUGGUGUUUUUGCAUGUCAAGUUGUAUUUACAGUUUUAUGCAUUACAAACCGGUGUCCAUUUGAAAGAUUUAAUGUUAGAAUAUACUACUGAUCAUGUGGAAUGUAUUUUAAACUUGAGGUCAUUUUGAUCUAUGUUGCUUUCUCUUUCUCAGAAUAUGUUGACUGCAUAGAAAGGAAACUCAUUUGAGUCCUUUCAAACACAUUAUCAAAAGUGUUGUUACUUUAUAGUUUUAUUUACUAAUGAAGUCAAAAAAGUACCUGAAAAGUCUGACUAAAUCUGUGAAGAGUCUAACAUUUGUGAUUGUCUGGUCUCCAGAUUUUUUUUUUGUACAUUUUAGUCAUAAAUUAAACUGUACAAAGCUUCAAGUUCCUUGUCUUUAACAUGAAUUGGAUUUGUUUGUUCAAUCUGGACUAGAAAGAGUUAUAAAUUAAUUGAUUUUUUUUUAAAAAUUGCGAAAUGAGUUGUGGUUAUUUUGAGGACUCUAUUUUCAAAGUGAGGAAUACCAAUUGUACAUUGUCAUGCAGUAGUUGCGUUCACACAGACACCAAAGAUUAACCAAUAGCUUUAGGCUUUUGACUGUUCAGCUCUCAAAUUAACCACUUGACUUCAAUGUAUUUGUGUAAUACAUUUAUAAAGACAUGGUAAUAAAUGAGUUGUUUUUGAAUUUAACAG
Chiloscyllium plagiosum (whitespotted bambooshark) is the source of this 16599-nucleotide messenger RNA. The record is from RefSeq and is a predicted model, not a curated record. NCBI's taxonomy places the organism in Eukaryota, Metazoa, Chordata, Chondrichthyes, Orectolobiformes, Hemiscylliidae.